AUUGGCAAAACUCUUUGAUAUGGUUGUUUUAGACGCUUAAAACACCUAGCAUGUUAAAUGCAGUAGCAUUUAAUCGAUGAUAAAGAUGGAUAACAAGUUGUAGGUUUUGUAGUUCAACAAUACAAUUGUGGGUUUUGUAGUUCAAGAAUGCAGUCGUUGGUUGUUGAACACAAUGCGUUUAUAGUUGGAGAUUUUUAUAUAAGAGAGUAAUAUUAUUCAAUUUUUAAACCUCCAAGACCCACAGUGAAUUGAAGUGAGUCUGACCACAUGUCAAAAUUCAAAACUCCACAUGCAAAGCAAACAAACUCCCACUUAAUUCGCAUUCUUCGUUUUUACUUGGUCUCAUUAACUCCACCAAAUCCUCUCAUGCAUACAAACAAUACAUCAGACUCCUUCCAAUUCUCACUUCCUUGCUUUUUUCACCAUUUCUUACCCAAAUUUGGCUCCCGGCUAUGACCCUCAAAGGCGGCACCACCCAAGCAUGCGCUGCCUGCAAAUACCAACGAAAAAGAUGCACCCCUGAAUGCCCACUUGCCCCCCACUUCCGCCCUGAACACACCGAGAUCUUCAAAAACGCACACAAACUAUUCGGUGUCAAAAACAUCCUUAAAGUCCUCGAUCAAAUCGACCCUUCUCAAAAAACCGAAGCCAUGCGUUCCAUGAUCUACCAAGCCAACAUGCGCGACCGAUUCCCCGUUCACGGUUGCUACGGGAUCGUCAUUCAGCUUCAGAUUCAAAUUCGCCAGACCGAGAAAGAGCUCUACGCCGUUUUAUCGCAGCUCGAGUUUUAUAAAAACCAGAGACCACAACACGAGAUCGUGUUGUCGCCUCUCGACUCCCCCGAGUCGCAACGGUUGCAACUCGGAAUGGGAGUUGAACAACCGGACAGUGCCGCCCCCACCACGGCGGCACUUACCCUUUUCCAACACCAAGGUGUUGGUGGUGGCGAUAGUCACCACCAACACCAGCAACCACAACAACAACCAUUUGUUCUGGCAUCGGGGUUACCGAUUCCACCGUAUAGUGGAAACGGGAAUGGGCAUGAUGGGUAUAAUAAUAAUAAUUCAGGGAUUCAUAUGGAUUUGAAGGAGAAUAUGAUUUUUGUUUGGGGUCAACAAACGUAUUGUAAUGAGAAUGAGAAUAAGAAUGAUGAUGGUGGAAAAGGUGUAGUGUCUACGUUGCAGUCUGAAUUGGUUAAUAGCACACAGCAGUUGACUAUUCAAGAUGAAGUGACUCAUGACUAUGAUGAAAUCUAUCCGUUUUUUGAUACCAUUGAUGACACUCAAUCGUAUAUGGAUUCUAAGGAGGCUAAUGACUCAAGUCCGGAAUCAUCGCCUAAAGAGACCACACAAUCUCUUAAGCAUGUUGCAGGGAGUAACUUAAGAAGUGCUGAACUCCAAUUAGGAAUCAUGAGUCAAGAAUACCAGGCAAUUGCUUAGAUGAGUUGAGAGAACAAAAGUACACAGCUAAAAAGAGUGCCUUCUUUUACUUUGCUAUAGCCAGACUAGAUAUAUAAUCGAAGAGAGACAGUUUGACAGUUCAUUUAGGAAAAGGUAAGAUGAUUUACAGAUGACCUACAUCUACCACAGACAAAAGGCAUCAAAUCAAUGAACACUGGCCAAAAUUGAGGUAAACUUCUAAGUAACCCAAGAAAAUAUUUUUACUUAAGUGUGGAAUGUGGUCCAGAUAAGUGCUUGAUGAAAAACAUGGAGAAAUGGAAGGGAAAAAAAGGAAAAGACAUGAGAGCAAAUCUGCAAAAGUAGGACUUAAUGGGGAAAGCCUCAUUUCCCAUACUUUUCAGUUUUCACAUUAAGUCAUUCUUUUUGCACCGAGUCAAAUGAAAAAAUGCCCAGAGACCAAAGUGGGAC
Molecule: messenger RNA, 1868 nt
Organism: Lactuca saligna
Lineage: Eukaryota; Viridiplantae; Streptophyta; Magnoliopsida; Asterales; Asteraceae
Source: the annotation of a GenBank genome assembly